Molecule: messenger RNA, 4815 nt
Organism: Caenorhabditis remanei
Lineage: Eukaryota; Metazoa; Nematoda; Chromadorea; Rhabditida; Rhabditidae
Exons: 16
Coding region: 1-4815 (1604 amino acids)
Biological process (GO): protein processing
Cellular component (GO): plasma membrane
Molecular function (GO): metalloendopeptidase activity
Source: RefSeq, a predicted model, not a curated record
AUGGCCGGCAUGGGCUCCGCCAAUAUCGUACACACCAUUUUACUGGUGGGAGGAUUAGUCCUCACCGCUGGAGUUCUUGGAGUGGUAAUUGCAAUUCUCGUGAAUGAAUCCAACAACAACAACAACAACGUCGUCAAUCCUGGAACUAACACCAUCUACAAUGAAACCUUGAUCUACAACAGUACCUUGGUCUUCAAUUCAACCAACACUGUCAACAAUACAAAUACCUACAAUCAGACUGUUAUCCAAGUUCAAACUGUAUACGUUGAUUCAUCGAAAGCUGUCAAUGUUGCACCACCGAAACAGAUUCCAUCCUCGAAUUCAAAAUAUCAGUCAUAUCAACAAGUUGUCCAGUUGUUCAAGGCCUCCGUGAAUCUGUCCGCUGAUCCAUGCAAUGACUUCUACGCCUACACAUGUGGAAACUUCCAAGGGGACAUGAGUUUUGACGUUUCUGAUAACUCAAACGUCAAUGAUAUGGUCUCAAAACUCUCUGAUGAUGCUUACAUCAGCACUGCGCCUCUCCCAGUCCAACAAACUCGUUGGUAUUUCGAUCAAUGCGUGAGUGCUCGUCAAAACUGGAACACAAUCGUUGCAAGUGGAAAAGUUGUCACCGAUGCUAUCAACAAACUCGGUGCUGGAUCAACUGGAUUCGAACAAUCCACUCAAUUCCCAUUCCCAAUGUUGGAUCAAAACAAAGAUGUUACCACUUAUCCAGGAAAGCUCGGACUCGGAUAUCUCGUUGGAUCUCUCACUGCUUCUGGAGUCGAUACUUUUGUGUCUGCUGGAGUUGAUACGAACUGGAAAGAUCCUGCUGGUCCAGAAGGAUUCGCUUAUUUGAUCGAUCAGCCAUCCACUUUUGCUCCGAAUACCUACUAUCUGAAGGAUUGGGACGCAUUGAAUGCACAACUCAAUGACUCAAUCACCAGCACAAUGCUUCUGUUGGCUCAAGUUCAGAACAAAAAUCUUGAUUUGAACAUUCUUGCGAAAGAUGUUCAAGACAUCAUCCAUCUUGAUUAUGUUCUUGCCACUAACUUCUCUACUGAUGAUACCACUCGUCGUCAAUAUGAUAGAAGUUACAAUCCAAACACUUUGGCUCAGCUCAGAUCUCUUUACCAUGAUGAUAUCUUCAGUUGGCACAUGUUCUUGCCACUUGCUGUCGGAACCGCCGAGCAAGUUCUUGAUAAACUUCUCAAUCAAGCGACUUACAAUUAUUAUAUUGUUAUGGAGCCAGCAAAGAUCAACAUGCUUUUCGAGGCACUCAAUGAUCAGAACAAGUACGGAAUCACUCCAAGAGCUGUUGUCAAUUAUCUCUAUUACCGUCUCGUUGACUCAUUGAGCAAUUUCCUUCCAUGGCCAACAACUACGACAAUCGCUCGUCCAUUCGUCAAGAUCCAAAGACAACCAGUUGGACGUCCAAGACACGUUCUUCCACACGAAAGAAAAUAUGAAAUCAAGCAAAUCGAUGAUAUUUCUGAUGCUCAAUACAGUUGUGCUGCUGAAACUAUUGAUCAAAUGCAAUAUGCCAACGCUCGUGUCUUCGUUGACAAGAUCUACCCAACUGCCGAUGAUCGUAAGAAUGUUCGUGAACAUGUUGCCAAGGUUGCCAGCAGUAUUGUCAUUGGAUUCCGUUCAAUGAUUGAUCAACUCAACUGGAUGACCAGUUCAACCAAAAAGGGCGCUUACAAUAAGAUUGAGAAUCUUGUCAAGAACAUCGCUUACCCAGAUUGGAUCACUGAUGAUGCUAUGUUGACUCAAUAUCAUGUUCCUAUGAACUUCAAACAAACCGAUGACUACAUUACAAUGUAUUUCAACGCUCAAGACUUCAAUCUCUAUGCUCAAUGGGAUCAACUUGUUCAAGGACCAGCCGAUCGUACUGGAUUCAACGGACCUCCAGGAGUCACGAAUGCUUGGUAUCAACCAGAAUUGAACUCAAUUACUUUCCCAGCUGGAAUUCUGAAAAAGCCAUUCUAUGACUUCAACUGGCCAGCUUCUGUGAACUUCGGAGCUAUGGGAGUGAUUGCUGGACACGAAUUAACUCAUGGAUUUGAUGAUCAAGGAGUCCAAUGGAAUGGAGUCGGAACUCUUAGCGGAUGGAUGGAUGACCAAUCAAAGGUCUCAUUCACCAACAUGGCUCAAUGCGUAGUGGAUGAAUACAGUGGUUUCUGCCCACUCGACAAGGCAACAUAUGGAGCAGCUGCGUGUAUCGAUGGAGCUCAGACUCAGGGAGAAAACAUUGCAGAUAACGGAGGAAUCCACUCUGCUUUCCGUGCUUACAAGAACUACGUUGACCUAUAUGGACCAGAUCCAGUUCUUCCAGAUGACAGUUUCCAAUAUUUCAAUCCAGAUCAGCUUUUCUUCUUGAGUUUCGCUCAAGUUUGGUGUCAACUUCCAUAUAAGGAUUACCAAUUCCUUCGUCAAAUUCUUGUUGAUGUUCACUCUCCAUCCAUCUAUCGUGUUCUUGGAACAAUUCAAAAUUUCCCAGCAUUCAAGACUGCAUUCAACUGUCCAGCUUCCACGUAUGCACCAGACAAGCAUUGCAACGUUUGGGUUUCCGAUAUUGAUACCACUUACGGACUUCCAAAUGUUCAAACCGAUUUGAAUGUGGCUCCAGAAGCACCGAUCACUGCCACUAAUGUUGACAAGAUGAAUGCUUAUCAAAUGGCUGUAAACUACUAUUCCAAAUCCGUUAACACCAAGAUUGAUCCAUGCAGCGAUUUUUACGGAUAUGCCUGUGGAACAUUCAAUCAACCAGUGUCCUUCACUACCGCCCGUGCUCAGAACCUCAUCUACAUGUCCCAAAAACUUGAAGAUCCAGCUUAUCAACCAACUAUCCAAGGCUGUUCUGCUCUAACCAAAGAGAAACAAUUGUACACCGCUUGUGUGGCAGCGACUGCUUCUUCACAAACCGAAGACCAACUUCUCAUUUCAAAGAACUACAUUCAAGCGAGAGUAACAGCACUUCAAGGAUUCCUCGGAACACCAUUCACACUUGUUGCUGGAGGUGCUGCUACUCUUCCAAACGCCAAACAACUGGGUGAUGCUCUCGGAUAUCUCUCAUUCGAGCAAGGAAUCGACACUCUUGUUAGUCCACUUGUUGAUACAUAUUGGCCGGAUAACAGUAAGGGAUAUCAAAUGUUCAUUGACCAGAAUACUGCUUACUUGUCAAAGACAUACUAUCAGCCAGCUGCGUGGAAGAUUGAGAAGCCAAAGUAUUACAAUAUGGCUUAUGGAGUUAUUAAGAGAUAUGCAAGGGAACAAAACAUCAAUUUACCUGAUUCAUUCAAUGAUACUCUUUCAAAAGUUUUGGAUUAUGAACAAAAUAUUGCCACUAAAUACAGUACUGACGAUGACACCCGUAGGCAAUUCGGUCGUUCUUGGAAUCUUGUGAAUGUUGGAGACUUGGGAAAGACUUACAGCUUCUUGGAUUGGAUCACAUAUCUUGGACACGCUCCAUCAACUGUCAAGGACAAGGUGACGAAUGUCAACUACCAAGUAUCUGUUAUGGAAAUUGAUAGACUCACUCAUUUCUCUGCCGACUACGCCACACUAGAUUCAAAUCUUCUUGUUAACUUGCUCUACGUUCGUCUUAUUCUCGGAAAUGCUCAGUAUAUUCCAUCUUAUGCAUCAGCAUUCAAGGGAAUGACUGAAGAGUCAGUUUUCCUUGGACUUUCCAGAAGAAAGACAAUUCCAAAUAACAUUCCACCAAGUUCUGAUAUUGCUGCAAAUGGACCAGGAUGCGCCAGUGUUGCCAAUAAUUUGAUGCAGUUUGCCAACGGACGUGUUUUCAUUGAUUACAUGUAUCCAACCCCUCAAGAUGUGACUAAUAUUCGUGCUUCUGCUGGCGGUAUCAUCAAGAAUGUAAUCAGUUCAUUCCAAGGAAUGAUCGAUCAAUUAGAUUGGAUGAGUCCGGAUACAAAGAAGAAGGCUUAUGACAAGACUGUCAAUAUUCAACAGAACAUUGCUUUCCCUGAUUGGAUCGCUAAUGACACUCAACUCAGCAACUAUUACAAUGAUCUGAAGCUUGAUCCUGCUGACAACUAUUAUGAUAUUCUUGAUAAGCUCACAAAGUUCAACAUUGAGAUUCAAUACAACCAAUUGAAUGCCGCUAUGACCGACAGAACUGAUUUCUUGGGACAACCAGGAACAGUCAAUGCUUGGUAUCAACCUGAAUUGAACUCGAUUACAUUCCCAGCUGGUAUUCUUGUUCCUCCAUAUUUCCAACCAAACUGGCCACCAAGUAUCAACUACGGAGGAAUGGGAUUGGUUGCUGGACACGAGUUGACUCACGGAUUCGAUGAUCAAGGAGUUCAAUGGGGACCGACUGGAAAUCUUGCUGGAUGGAUGGACGAUAACUCAAAGACUGGAUUCGUUAAUAUGGCACAAUGUGUUAUUAACGAGUAUAACAACUUCUGUCCAUUGAAUGCCACUAUGUACACACCAAAUUGUGUCAAGGGAUCUCAAACUCAAGGAGAGAAUAUUGCUGAUAACGGAGGAAUUCAUGCUGCUUUCAAUGCAUACAAGACUCACCAAGCCCUCGAUGGACCAGAUCCACGUCUUCCUGAUCGUCUCUUCGGACAAUUCACUCAUGACCAACUUUUCUUCAUGAGUUUCGCUCAAGUUUGGUGUGAAGUCCGUCGUACGGAUGAGGCAUUGUAUACUCAAAUUAUGGUUGAUCCACAUUCACCAUCAAUGUACAGAGUCUUCGGAACCAUUCAGAAUUUCCCAGCAUUCCAAACUGCUUUCAACUGUCCCCUUGGAUCAAAUAGUGCUCCAACAAAUCACUGUGAAGUCUGGGUUCCAGGAAAGUAUCAAUAG